Owenia fusiformis is the source of this 5115-nucleotide messenger RNA. Lineage: Eukaryota; Metazoa; Annelida; Polychaeta; Sabellida; Oweniidae. The record is from the annotation of a GenBank genome assembly.
AUGAACUUAUAACAUGUUGAAAAAAAGUAAAUAACACAAAUGAAAAUUAAAUCUGUAGUUUAGUUAGAUAUGUUUCGUAUUCCAACCUUAGUAAUAUUUUAUCUUGUUAGUCUCAUAUGUAUAUCGGCAAAGGAUAACCGAGAGGAUGACAAAUGGAAUAUUCCCUGGGAUGGCGACGAUGAAGAUAUUCCGCCUUAUAAAGGGCAGGUGGACGAAAUGACGGAUAUUGUUAUGUUGAGAAAGCAACGAGCCAUGCGCCGCGGAAGGCCACCGACGAUUCGCAAACCGAAAUUGCGUAUUCAAGGAGGAAAAAUAGACGAAAGGAAGAAAAUGUUUGACCCUAGCUUAGAUUUUGAUGAAGGGCCUAUCUUGGAUGACCUUCGCAACGAAACAGGUGGUGGCCGAUGCGCUAUUAAACACAUGAAGGGAAAAGUGGUGAUACCAGAAAAGAUCAAUAAAAAGAACGAACGUCGAAAACAAAAUAUUCGUAAAGUCACUAACAAGUCAAACAAAAUAUUUCGAAAACUACCAGCCGUGCUUCGCGGAGACAAAAACGAUAUUGAGCCAGCAGUUGAUCCAAACUUUUAUGUGAAAAUUCCUGUAAAACUCCAUGUUAUAUACUCUAGAUUCGGUGGUUGGAUAGAUGGAUCCAAAAUCAAAAAGACAAUUAAUCGAUUGAAUAGAGCAUACGAAGGUGUGCUUGGUAAAGUUGUUGGGCCCGAUACAGGGAUAAGAUUCGAGUUAGAUGAAGUCACAAGAACCGAUGAUAUGAAGAUGUUUUUCUAUUGUGAUCUCUAUUACAAGGAACUGAAAGCGAAAUAUGUUGUUGAACCUGAAAAAUAUAUCAAUAUAAUUACUUGUGACCCUUACCAUGACACCGCCGGCUGGUCCUCCUUCCCGCAUGAAGGUCCAGAAAAUUCUUCAAUUCAUGGAAUAUUUUUACAUCACGAGGCGCUUUUCGGUAGUAUUCGCUUUCCCCGUUGGAACCGUGGCAUGACCUUGAUCCACGAGAUGGGUCAUUACUUAGGUCUAUACCAUACCUUUCAUAAUGAAAAAUGCCACAAUGCCAGUCAUCCCGAGGAGGACGAUGGCGUUAUAGAUACUCCACCCGAGGCAAUGAUGGCACUCUGGUGCGAUGAUAUUGGUCGUGAUACGUGUACAGGACCGGGGGAAUCACUCCCCACAGUGCUUCCAUACAAAGGUAUAGACCCUGUGACAAAUUUCAUGAAUUACAUGGAGGACAAAUGCAUGGAGCAGUUCACAGUGGGACAAGCAGAGGUACUGCAAGAGUCUAUCAAAGAGCACAAGCCAACUUUGUUCUUAGUGGUAUUCUAUCUCGUCAGUCUCAUAUGUGUUUCGGCAAAAGAUGACCGUGAGGAUUAUAAAUGGAAUAUCCCCAGGGAUGGGGACGAUGAGGACAUUCCACCUUAUGAAGGUCAAGUUGACGAGUUAACGGAUAAGCUUAUGCUGAAGAAGCAACAGACAAUGCGUCGGAGAAUGCCAAAGACGCUACGCAAACCGAAAAUGGCAAGACCUGGUGGAGAGGUUGACGCGAGGAAGAAAAUGUUUGACCCAAGUUUAGAGUCGGAUCAAGGACCUAUCUUGGAUGACAUCCUUUACGAAACAGGAGGUGGUCGGUGCGCAAUAAAAUACAAUAAAGGAGAAGUAAUGUUACCAGAUCGCAUCAGUAAAAAGAACGAGCGUCGAAAGCUGAGACAGAACAAUCGCAAAGGCAACAACAAGAAGAACACGAAAAGGGUCAGUAAACGGUCAAUAUUUCCCGAAGACGAAGAUGAUCUGAAGCCAGCAGUUGAUCCAAACUUUUAUGUGAAAAUUCCUGUAAAACUCCAUGUUAUAUACUCUAGAUUCGGUGGUUGGAUAGAUGGAUCCAAAAUCAAAAGGACAAUUAAUCGAUUGAAUAGAGCAUAUGAAGGCGUGCUAGGUAAAGUUGUUGGGCCCGAUACAGGGAUACGAUUCGUGUUAGAUGAAGUUACAAGAACCGAUGAUAUGAAGAUGUUUUUCUAUUGUGAUCUCUAUUACAAGGAACUGAAAGCGAAAUAUGUUGUUGAACCUGAAAAAUAUAUCAAUAUUAUUACUUGUGACCCUUACCAUGACACCGCCGGCUGGUCCUCCUUCCCGCAUGAAGGUCCAGAAAAUUCUUCAAUUCAUGGAAUAUUUUUACAUCAUGAGGCGCUUUUCGGUAGUAUUCGCUUUCCCCGUUGGAACCGUGGCAUGACCUUGAUCCACGAGAUGGGUCAUUACUUAGGUCUAUACCAUACCUUUCAUAAUGAAAAAUGCCACAAUGCCAGUCAUCCCGAGGAGGACGAUGGCGUUAUAGAUACUCCACCCGAGGCAAUGAUGGCACUCUGGUGCGAUGAUAUUGGUCGUGAUACGUGUACAGGACCGGGGGAAUCACUCCCCACAGUGCUUCCAUACAAAGGUAUAGACCCUGUGACAAAUUUCAUGAAUUACAUGGAGGACAAAUGCAUGGAGCAGUUCACAGUGGGACAAGCAGAGGUACUGCAAGAGUCUAUCAAAGAGCACAAGCCAACUUUGUUCUUAGUGGUAUUCUAUCUCGUCAGUCUCAUAUGUGUUUCGGCAAAAGAUAACCGUGAGGAUUACAAAUGGAAUAUCCCCAGGGAUGGGGACGAUGAGGACAUUCCACCUUAUGAAGGUCAAGUGGACGAGUUAACGGAUAAGCUUAUGCUGAAGAAGCAACAGACAAUGCGUCGGAGAAUGCCAAAGACGCUACGCAAACCGAAAAUGGUAAGACCUGGUGGAGAGGUUGACGCGAGGAAGAAAAUGUUUGACCCAAGUUUAGAGUCGGAUCAAGGACCUAUCUUGGAUGACAUCCUUUACGAAACAGGAGGUGGUCGGUGCGCAAUAAAAUACAAUAAAGGAGAAGUAAUGUUACCAGAUCGCAUCAGUAAAAAGAACGAGCGUCGAAAGCUGAGACAGAACAAUCGCAAAGGCAACAACAAGAAGAACACGAAAAGGGUCAGUAAACGGUCAAUAUUUCCCGAAGACGAAGAUGAUCUGAAGCCAGCAGUUGAUCCAAACUUUUAUGUGAAAAUUCCUGUAAAACUCCAUGUUAUAUACUCUAGAUUCGGUGGUUGGAUAGAUGCAUCCAAAAUAAGAAAAACCAUCAAUCGAUUGAACAGAGCAUACGAAGGUGUGCUUGGUAAAGUUGUUGGUCCCGAUACAGGGAUAAGAUUCGUGUUAGAUGAAGUCACAAGAACCGAUGAUAUGAAGAUGUUUUUCUAUUGUGAUUACUACUACAAGGAACUUAAAGCUAAAUACAUUGUUGAACCUGAAAAAUAUAUCAAUAUUAUUACUUGUGACCCUUAUCAUGACACCGCCGGCUGGUCCUCCUUCCCGCAUGAAGGUCCAGAAAAUUCUUCAAUUCAUGGAAUAUUUUUACACCACGAGGCGCUUUUCGGUAGUAUUCGCUUUCCCCGCUGGAACCGUGGCAUGACGCUGAUCCACGAGAUGGGCCAUUACUUAGGUCUAUACCAUACCUUUCAUAAUGAAAAAUGCCACAAUGCCAGUCAUCCCGAAGAGGACGAUGGCGUUAUAGAUACCCCACCCGAGGCAAUGAUGGCACUCUGGUGCGAUGAUAUUGGCCGCGACACGUGUACAGGACCGGGGGAAUCACUCCCCACAGUGCUUCCAUACAAAGGUAUAGACCCUGUGACAAAUUUCAUGAAUUACAUGGAAGACAAAUGCAUGGAGCAGUUCACAGUGGGACAAGCAGAGGUACUGCAAGAGUCUAUCAAAGAGCACAAGCCAACUUUGUUCUUAGUGGUAUUCUAUCUCGUCAGUCUCAUAUGUGUUUCGGCAAAAUAUAACCGUCUGGAUUAUAAAUGGAAUAUCCCCAGGGAUGGGGACGAUGACGACAUUCCACCGUAUGAAGGCCAAGUGGACGAGUUGACUGAUAAGCUUAUGCUGAAGAAGCAACAGGCAAUGCGUCGUAGAAUGCCAAAGACGCUACGCAAACCGAAAAUGGCAAGACCUGGUGGAGAGGUUGACGCGAGGAAGAAAAUGUUUGACCCAAGUUUAGAGUCGGAUCAAGGACCUAUCUUGGAUGACAUCCUUUACGAAACAGGAGGUGGUCGGUGCGCAAUAAAAUACAAUAAAGGAGAAGUGAUGUUACCAGAUCGCAUCAGUAAAAAGAACGAGCGUCGAAAGCUGAGACAGAACAAUCGCAAAGGCAACAACAAGAAGAACACGAAAAGGGUCAGUAAACGGUCAAUAUUUCCCGAAGACGAAGAUGAUCUGAAGCCAGCAGUUGAUCCAAACUUUUAUGUGAAAAUUCCUGUAAAACUUCAUGUUAUAUACUCUAGAUUUGGUGGUUGGAUAGAUGCAUCCAAAAUAAGAAAAACCAUCAAUCGAUUGAACAGAGCAUACGAAGGUGUGCUUGGUAAAGUUGUUGGUCCCGAUACAGGGAUACGAUUCGUGUUAGAUGAAGUCACAAGAACCGAUGAUAUGAAGAUGUUUUUCUAUUGUGAUUACUACUACAAGGAACUUAAAGCUAAAUACAUUGUUGAACCUGAAAAAUAUAUCAAUAUAAUUACUUGUGACCCUUAUCAUGACACCGCCGGCUGGUCCUCCUUCCCGCAUGAAGGUCCAGAAAAUUCCUCCAUCCAUGGAUUAUUCAUUCAUCAUGAGGCAUUCCCAGGUGGUGAUCGUUUCCCUUCCUGGAACCGUGGCAUCACGCUGAUCCAUGAGAUUGGUCAUUAUCUUGGAUUGUACCACACCUUUCGAAGCAGAAAGUGUAACAAUGCCCUCAAUCCAGAAGAGGACGACGGUGUAAUAGAUACUCCCCCUGAGCUGACAUCUGCUUACUGGUGCGACGAUAUCGGUCGUGAUACGUGUACUGGACCGGGGGAAUCACUCCCCAAAGUGCUUCCAUACAAAGGUAUAGACCCCGUUACAAAUUACAUGAAUUACAUUGAGGACAAAUGCAUGGAGCAGUUCACAGUGGGACAAGCAGAGGUACUGCAAGAAUCUAUCAAAGAGCGCAAGCCAACUUUGUGCACGAAGAAUAACUGUCAAAAGGCGAGUAAACAACAGAAGAAAAAGAAAGGAAAAGGAAAUAAAAAGAAAAAUGUGUAA